Molecule: messenger RNA, 3037 nt
Organism: Seminavis robusta
Lineage: Eukaryota; Bacillariophyta; Bacillariophyceae; Naviculales; Naviculaceae
Source: the annotation of a GenBank genome assembly
UGAAACCAUGCAAAUGUGUUCUUUUGUUAUUGUAAAGGAAUGUUGAAGGUUCUGAAUUACAGUACCGUGGUCAAAGUGAAUGUCUUUAUGCCUGAAGUAGAAGUGUGAAGUGUGUCGCUUCAACUUCAACUUUUGCAGAUUGCUGUGUUCUCGAGCUCUAAAACCAUGAAUUAGCAUGGACUUUCUGGAAAAUACAGAACAAUAUUUUGCUGUGAGUGUAUUGUUUAACAGCCUUUUUGUAUUCCGAAAAAGAGGCCUGUUGACUAUCACAACACAUUCCUGUUUCAAUGACGCAAGCUGGUGCGUUGUUGAUCGAGCUCCGUCAGCAGCACCACAACUGCCCAUUAGCCUGUGGAGCCAAGGUCGAACCAAGCAAGCUUGGAUAAUCGAAGGAUUGAUGCAAUGCAUCCGCGCAGCUUGUGGUUUCUUCAGUGCAAUGGUCGUGCAACAGUUGAAGACGCAGUACUCUGAACGACGUGGACAACCUUACAUUCUCCAACCGCUUUGACUGAAGAGAAGACAAUUCACCACAAGCCCAACGAGCAAGGAUGCCUCGCCGCAAGAGGUCGAGUAGCAAGCAGCCAGGGAAAGCUGGGCGCAAAGAUGAUGGACAGGGGCAGCCGGCUGCUGCGGCCGAAAGUGGUACAGCCCAGCUAGAUGAGAACGAUCAGAACGAUGCGAGAGUUGAUGAAUCCAUGCGCAAUGCCGCAAGAGGGGGAGCAGCGGACGAGGAAGAUGCCAAGAAGCCAGCUGCAAAGAGAGCUUCAGAAGACACAAAAGGUAACGAAGAGUCCUCAGAUGAUAAAGCAAGAGCGCCGAAGAAGAAACCGCCUCCAUGUGCCUCUCUUCCAUCCUCCUCACGUGCUUCCAAACCGACCAAGGACCCAGAACCAAAGCUUUCACUGUACGAACAGGAUAAGAGGGAUCGCAAAAGGAGGGUCAACCGCAUCACAGCGCAGCGGAAACGAAUGCGCGAACGAACAGAGCUUUCAGAUCUAAAGGGGAGUCAGAGUCGACUUACCAACUUGAACCAAGGACUGGCUAUUGAGAACAAGACUCUCAAGGACACGAUCGAAAUGCUGAAGAAACGAGAAGAGUAUGUGAGGCAGAAUCCUCAAGGAAGGCACCAGCAGACUCCUCAACAGAUUCAACAGGUCCAACAAACGAUGGCUGCCCUCGUUGCUGCGCCUCCCGGCGCGGCUCUUCCGGUGGCAAGCUAUGCACCACCAGCUCCCAGCGUCCAGACGCCUACUUUACUGCCAGGGACACAGCUGCCCGGCCCUUUUCCUUCCUAUGGGCUGGCAGCGACUCCAAGCAUGCCGGUGCCUCCCUUCAAUCCUCUAUUGUCACCUUCUUUUGCAAACAACCAGCAACAAGGACCACAAGCAGCCAGUGGCAAUUCAGCUACAGCGGCAUCAGGUACGGUGGGCAACAGCAAUGCUACCCCAGGUAGUGCGUUUCCGGCUUUUUUAUCUUCUGUUGUCCAAGCGGGCAACACGGCUACAGUAUCCCAACCCCAACUACCCGUAAUUCAAGUUCAAACCAACCGUCAACAGAUGCAGACACCUUUGGUACGUCAUCUGAAUCAGCCGAGACCAAAUCCUGUUCCCAAUUCAUCAACGGGGCAAAAUUCCAUGGGCUCAGCUCACGCAACAUCAUUGCUGCAGCAAGCCCCUUAUCAAACGCAGCAGGUAUCGCAGCUUUCACGAGCAGUGGAGCAAAUCCCGGCCAGUCAAGUUCAGCCACCGCACUCGCAAACGUCAAUUCAAGCUCAAGGGACAGUGCAACAGCAAACCCAACCAGUGCCAAACCAAGCGCUCAAUCAGGUAGUGGCACAACUGCAGCUCGCUCAGAUGCUGCAACCGAAUGGAGCAAACCAAGAUUCAAACAAACCACCUCAAGUCCUACCACCGGCCAUCCUGGCUCUCCUCCAGCAACAAGCCAACCCUCAGAGUCGGCAACAGCAAUCGCAACCUCCAAACCAGAUACCGGUACACAUGUCACCACAAAUGCUUUCCGUGCUCGGGGGACUAUUGAGUCCGGCUGGAUUGUCUGUGACUAGCCCGGGAGGUCCUGGGACGACCCCCGCAGGUGCAGGGAAUCCCCAAAACUCAGUUCAGGGUCAUCAUCAGCAGCAAAACACCACGAAUAUUCAGGCUCAAGCUCUGCCACUUUGUCUUGCCCAUCAGCAAGCGCAGCAAUUGCAGCAGUCACAGGGACAGGGACAUCUGCACCAAUCGAAUACUUGGGGCGAAGCAACUGCUCAACCGCAACAUCCGUCAUCGGGUAGCACCGCCGUAGGUUUGGCUGCAAACCAUGCAGCUCCAAGUGGAUCAGUGGACCCACAAUCACUCGUUGCCUUGGCAGCUUUCAUGCAGACGCUAACUCCUUCCAGCGCAUUUCCCCAGCCUCCAUCAACUCCAAAUCCACUUGCUGAACUCAUUGCAGGGGCAAUCCUUGCUGCUUUUCGCGAUCAAUUGCAGGCCAUGUCUCGUCGUCCAACCCAAGACGCGCAACCGUCGUCGACAUCGCCAGUACCGCUGGAAGCUCCUGCAGGGAGAGAACUGGGCGCACCUCCACCAGCACAACCGCGGGUUGACCCCACGAUGACGUUCUUUGCGACGCUCCUCGCUGCCUCUGCUCAAGGCAUUGCUACGGCAUUUUCAAACCCAGGAGUUGCACAAGCCGGGAUACCUACCGGAACAGCCUCUGAACCGGCUGCUGGAGAGUCUAGCUCUGUGCGGAGGCAGACCUCAUCAGAAUCUCCGGAUGGAAAGCCCUCGAAUAAAUAGGAAAGAAACUGUACAAACAAUACUGCAUUCUUUAGAAAUAUAUAUGAUGUGUACAAGCUAGAUAUGAUUGGUAAUGAUAGCAAUCCCGGUCUCAAUACCCAUACCGGUACCGGUAGUGGCAAAAGCAAACUUACCUACUUUAUCGCAAUUCAAUCGAUCCAAGUAUGAAAGCAAACAGAAUAUUUACGUUGGUUGACAAACUCUCUCCUUUUUUAGCAGGUACCUGGUACCGGUAUACAAUAGUU